Molecule: messenger RNA, 936 nt
Organism: Fusarium venenatum
Lineage: Eukaryota; Fungi; Ascomycota; Sordariomycetes; Hypocreales; Nectriaceae
Product: tryptophan synthase beta subunit-like PLP-dependent enzyme
Biological process (GO): L-cysteine biosynthetic process
Cellular component (GO): cytoplasm
Source: RefSeq, a predicted model, not a curated record
AUGGUCUCAGUGCCUACUAGCAAUGUGCUAGACACCAUUGGCAACACGCCCUGCGUUCGCUUGAACAAUGUCGUCCCUAAAGCAUGCGCGCAAGUGUACCUCAAGCUUGAAUAUUUUAAUCCGACCGGCUCGUAUAAAGAUCGCAUGGCCAAGUCAAUUAUCGAAGAAGCAGAGAAGAGAGGCAGCCUCAGACAAGGAAUGACAGUAGUGGAAGCAAGUGGCGGCAGCACUGGUUCAUCACUCGCGCUUGUCUGUGCAGCUAAGGGGUACAAGAGCAUUGUAGUGUCCUCGAAUGCAUUUGCGAUCGAAAAGCUUCGGACUAUGAGCGCUCUCGGAACUCAGGUCGACAUAAUACAUAGCCCUUCCGGCAAAAUUCACGCUGAUCUCAUUCCGUCGAUGAUCCGACGCGUUACCGAGCAUGCAAAGGACUCUCAGAUAUACUGGACGAACCAGUUCGAGAAUAAAGACGCAGUUGCCGGAUACCAGGUCUUAGGCUCAGAACUAAUACAACAGUUUCCAGACGGUGUGGACGCCUUUUGCGCCGCUGUUGGGACUGCUGGCAUGGCAAUGGGUGUUGCGCAGGCCCUAAAAGAUAAAUUCUCGAACUGUCAUAUCGCCGUUCUUGAACCUUUGUCCUCGUCGCCGAUUUCGACUGGUCAAGCCGGGGAGCACCAUAUUGAGGGCAUUGGUAUCGGGAUUGUCCCGCCACUUUUAAACAGAAACUUAUACGAUCAGGUUUUGGCGAUCGAAGAAGAAGAAGCCCGAGCAAUGUGUCGUCGAUUGGCCAAGGAAGAGGGGAUUUUAGUAGGAACCUCGACUGGCCUGAAUGUUAUCGGUGCAUUAAGACUGGCGAAAGAGCUAGGCCCUGGCAAAACAGUUGUUACUAUUGCCUGUGACACGGGACUUAAGUAUAUGAAUGGAGAUUUACUUUUUUAA